GAGUCAAGAGAGUUUCAUUUUCACGGUUAUCAACGGAACAGUCAUCGGAGAAAUAACACUGAUAAUGAAUUAUCUUAAAAAUAAUGAAAUUGUUAUCCCCAAGAAUACUGAAUGAGAUAUAAAAUAAACCUUUGUCUCUUUCUCUGUGAAUACCGUGUGAUUGUUGAAAUAUCAUAGGCAGCAGAUAUUAUUCUUGUGUUUCGAAAUCCUUAGGAUAAUUUCUACGAAUGAUUUAUGCACAAUGUGUGCGUGUGUUUUUCUAUUUUGUAAAUAAGGAAGUAACGUUUUAAAAUGGAACCCACCACGAAGUGGAAUAUUAUUCUUGUUGGCGAAUCAGGUGUUGGUAAAACUUCAAUCGUACAGCGAUAUGUGCAUGAAAAAUUCGCAGCUAGAGUGAGCGCGACCAUAGCUGUUGACCACGCAUUCAAAGACGUCGAAGUGGAAGGUACAAAAAUCAGACUCGUCAUUUGGGAUUCAGCAGGUCAGGAGAUAUACAAAUCUAUUGUACCGCAGUAUUUCAGAAAGGCUGAUGGCUGUAUAUUGGUGUAUGAUGUUACGAACAUGACCACUUUCCACAAAUUAUCUGGAUGGCUGUCUGAAUUCAGGUCAUUCAACGAAGAAGCACCCGUCGUACUUGCUGGUAAUAAGAACGAAGAUCCAAAUAGAAAGUCAGUGUCUGUGAGUGUAGUGAAAUCCUAUGCUCAACAGGAAGACAUGGAAUAUAUGGAAUGCAGUGCGAAAACAGGAGAAAAUGUUGAACGAGUUUUUAAAUUGUUGAUUGAAAAAAUGUGGAAUCUUCAGAUGGGACCUGUUAGCACAGGUGUUGCUCCUACUCAUGAAUACAAUUCCAUUUCUAGAACUAAGGAAUCAAAUGACUUUUCAAUUAUUAGCCAAAAAUCCGAGAUUCCUUAUAAAAAUUGUGAAGACCAACCUAUCAGUUUGACAGACAUUCCACCCUUAGCUGUAGAGAAGAAAAAGAAAAAAUGCUGUUGACGUUCUGUAAUGUCUCCGAAUGAUUUUUUUCCCCUUUGGAAUAUGCUUGUAGCUUUCCUUCUUUUUUGGAGUGUUCUAGAAUGACUCUGAAUGGUGUAACGACAUAUUUUGUCGUCUAAACACAAAAAAGAAUACUUCAAGACAACUGCUUUCAGAUUGCACCCAGAGAAAGUUAACAUUGAGAUAUUUUAAGUAUCAUUUGAGUGUAUGCAUGCACUGAAGCUGCAUGUUUCAUAGACAAAUUUAAAAAUUCGGCUUUUUGUAAAUAUGGCUGACAUUUUGCAAUGCAGCAGGCUAUUUCCAAAGGUCUUCAUUAUUUUCUAAUCUGCCUGAUAUCUUAAGGCCUGUUAAAUUUUGGCAAUAUACGAAGAAUUAAGCAUCUAUCAGGCAUACUUUGUUUAAGCUUAUUGCAGUAAACGAUUUAGGUAAUAGAGCUAAUCACAAUAAGUCUUCACUACUCUGGAGUCAUACUGCAAACUGCCAGAGAUAAAUCACACUAAUUGGCGAUGAAUUUAUUUUUAUAAACCUAAAAGUAUGUGGGUUCUCAGCAAAAGUGUGGAUGAUUAGAAAAUACUGGAGAUUUGUCUAUCUAGCCUGGAAAUGUUUGAAAAGUGUUCAAUUAUUUAACUAGCCUGUGACACAUAUGAAUUGAAGCAGAUUUACUCUGAAAUAUUACUCAUAUAUGAAUAAAACUCUUACUUUGAACAUU
Parasteatoda tepidariorum (common house spider) is the source of this 1702-nucleotide messenger RNA. RefSeq names its product ras-related protein Rab-18. Lineage: Eukaryota; Metazoa; Arthropoda; Arachnida; Araneae; Theridiidae. The record is from RefSeq and is a predicted model, not a curated record. Gene Ontology annotation, molecular function: GTPase activity; GTP binding.